AUGGCUGGUAACAUCAUCCUCACCGGUGCAACAGGCGGUCUUGGCCGUGAAGUGCUCAAGAACAUACUUCUUCUGGUUCCGCACGAAAGACUGGUCGUCACCUCUCCUUCUCCCGCACGCGUGCACUCUACAUGGCCUGACCUAUCUGCGGAGAUUGAGGUUCGUGAAGGCGACUACACUAGGCCUGAUACCCUUCCAAGUGCCUUCAAAGGAGGCCAUACCCUUCUUCUCAUAUCCUACCCGUCUAUCGCGCAUGCAGAGCGGGUGAACGCUCAUAAAGCCGCGAUUGACGCAGCAACAACGGCGGGCAUCGAGCGCGUCGUUUACACCAGUCUCGCGUUCGGAGGGGAUAGCAAGGCAGCUGUCAUGCAGGCGCAUCUUGACACGGAGGCGUAUCUGAAAGCAAGCGGGUUGGAAUACACGAUUGUACGCGAGGGGAUCUACGCAGAGUCAUUCCCGCUUUACUUCGGGUUCUUCGACGCUGCUUUCGACUCAAACGUGUACGUGCCCGGGGAUGGGCCUAUUGCCUGGGCAACGCGUGCAGACCUCGGCGAGGCCACAGCACGCAUCGUCGCAGAUGGACUCUUCGCAAACGAGACCAUACUACUCUCUGGGCCAGCUAAGAACGUGCUGACGCUUGCACAAAUCGCCGAGCUUUGCUCCUCGAUACUCGCUCGACCGAUCAGCUUACACGUAGUCAGCGAGGACGAGUACGUCGCGCAGCAUGCCGAUGCCGCGGCUCUGCCACGCGGAGACCCGGAGUUUCUGAAGUUGUGGGCAACGAGCUAUGUAGCAAUGGGACGAGGGGAGACCGGAGUUGUUACUCCUCUACUGGAGAAGUUGUUGGGAAGACCAGCGAGGGCUAUGGUAGAUUGUUUGAAGGAACUAGUUGGCGGUGAACGGGAUGUCAUCGCGCAGUAUGCGAAGUAG
Messenger RNA from Peniophora sp. CBMAI 1063, 930 nucleotides. NCBI's taxonomy places the organism in Eukaryota, Fungi, Basidiomycota, Agaricomycetes, Russulales, Peniophoraceae. The record is from the annotation of a GenBank genome assembly.